ACUCUUUUCAACGUGGUGCAUGAAAUUAGGAAUCCACAUGCAAAGUUGUCUUCAAAAAGAAAGAGUGUGUAACUGAGUCACUGAAUUUUCGAGAGAGAGAAACAAAAACCCCUCGUGAUGGGCAGCUUCAUGUACAUUACCAUCCUAUUUCUUGGUAUGACCUCAGCCGUUUAUUCCUGCCCGCCAUCUGAUCGGGCAGCAUUGCUCGCUUUUCGAGCUGCCCUAAAUGAACCCCACUUGGGAAUUUUCAACUCAUGGAAAGGUUACGACUGUUGUCAUGGAUGGUACGGGGUGAGUUGCGAUCCAUUAACUCAUCGAGUAGCUGACAUUAACCUACGAGGUGAAUCUGAGGAUCCUCUCUUCGAAAAAACUCAUCGUACCGGUUACAUGACCGGAACGAUCUCUCCAGCUAUAUGUAAGCUGGAGAGGCUAUCAAGCCUUACUAUUGCUGAUUGGAAAGGCAUUACUGGUACCAUUCCAUCAUGUAUUACGUCCUUACCAUUACUCCGAGUCAUUGACCUAGUCGGAAACAAGCUCACCGGACCAAUCCCCUCUCAGAUAGGUCGAUUGAGUCGACUCACCGUGUUAAACGUAGCUGAGAACAAUCUUUCUGGCUACAUCCCUCGUUCGUUAACCAAUUUAUCAUCUUUAAUGCAUUUAGAUAUCCGAAACAACAGCAUCUAUGGAACGUUACCAACAAAUUUUGGGAAAUUAAGGAUGUUGAGUCGAGCUUUGUUGAGUCGAAACAGGUUGUCGGGUCGUAUACCAUAUUCCAUUUCAUAUAUCUAUAGGCUUUCCGAUUUGGAUCUUUCUUUGAACAGAUUCUCCGGUAGCAUACCUCCAUCACUAGGAAAUAUGCACGUUCUUGCAACAUUAAAUCUUGAUGGUAACAAUAUUUCUGGUACUAUACCACCUCGUUUGAUUAAUUCACGUAUCAACAUUUUGAACUUGAGCAAGAACUCUAUUGAAGGGUACAUUCCUGAUUCAUUUGAUGAAAGAUCUUACUUUAUGGUAAUGGAUUUAUCAUACAACAAAUUAAAAGGAAGGAUUCCUAAGUCCAUAUCAUCGGCAACAUUUAUUGGUCACUUUGACAUUAGUCAUAACCACCUUUGUGGUCAGAUUCCGGCAGGUUCUCCAUUCGACCACCUUGAAGCUUCCUCUUUUACUUAUAAUGAUUGUCUAUGUGGGAAGCCCCUUAAACCUUGUCAUUAAGUGUAAUAACUGCUACUCCUAUUAGGUAAAUUUAAUUGUAAUAUUUUAAUGUUUUUUGGAGAUUUUUAACACUUUAUAUAUGGUAAAUAUGCUUGUAUUAUGUGA
Messenger RNA from Lycium barbarum (goji berry), 1317 nucleotides. Its product is annotated as DNA damage-repair/toleration protein DRT100-like. Gene Ontology annotation, molecular function: protein binding. The record is from RefSeq and is a predicted model, not a curated record. Lineage: Eukaryota; Viridiplantae; Streptophyta; Magnoliopsida; Solanales; Solanaceae. The transcript has a single exon. The coding region runs from base 118 to 1212 and encodes 364 amino acids.